Penicillium antarcticum is the source of this 1878-nucleotide messenger RNA. RefSeq lists its product as uncharacterized. NCBI's taxonomy places the organism in Eukaryota, Fungi, Ascomycota, Eurotiomycetes, Eurotiales, Aspergillaceae. The transcript has a single exon. Bases 1 to 1878 code for a protein of 625 amino acids. The record is from RefSeq and is a predicted model, not a curated record.
AUGACCUCGCUGACAAGCCCUCUCUUUCAAGGUUCCCAUACUUCCAUUGUUAAGAUCGCCGGUGCGGGGCUGCGGCUCUCACUCCUUCUGAAUGCCGCAGCCUGUCAACUUGCACAGUCUAAGCUGGAGAUACACAGCAUCGCCAAGGGUAUCUCACUAUUCGCUCUAAGUCUCAAAGAUGCCGGCAAGACGUUGGAAGUGACGGGGUUCCAUCGGACACCAGAGGCAACAGAAAAGGCAUGGGAGAUCGCUGGCCAAGGCCAGAUGAUUUUCAUCGAGAUUGAACACAUGCUAGACAUGCUGAAGUCUACCGAUAGAGAUGAUGACCUGAGGAGUAUUCCUCUCCAAGAAAGACUCAAGUGGUGCUUUCAGAAACAGCAUGUCACGUACUUGCUAGCACAACUCGACUCUCUUAAGCUCAGCCUGAUAGUCUUGCUGCAGAUUCUACAACUUGGGAAUAUCAUCAAAUCCAACGUUGAUGAUGGAAUCGAUACCGAGUCGUUGGCAUCGGUUGCUGAUGACACCAUUGCCCAAGAGAAAGCAGACUCGCAGAACAUGAUCAUCGUACGUUACUGGUCACUGAAACGUCUUGAUCGCCUGUGGGAUCUCGUGGAACAGGAGGCGAGGGAUGCAGCAAACAGCCAGACAAACCAAAGGAUCCGGUCUAAUUAUUUGUCGAGCUCGGCUUCCGCGUUGAAGCCACUGGUUACUGCUACUCGUGCCGCUGAUCCCAUCCGACUGCCUAUUGUGACUUUUGGGGAGAGUGAAGUCGGUUUGAGCGACAUGGAAAGAUCGCCAAAGGAUAUGGUGCAACUGUCUGAGAGUGCCAUGAACCGUCUACUAUCAAUCUGGGUGCCUCUGGUCGACCUAUCGAAGCUACAAGAAGCUGGAAAGUUGAUUGAUGCACCUGAAAAGCCAACCCAACCUCGUGUCUAUGUGUCCUCAGACACUGACGAUGAUGACACUGGAUCAGACUUUGAGGGCCUCGAUGUACGAGGCUACUACAUCGAGGGAUCCACACCUGACUGGAGGGUUCCUCAUUCCCAAGAGGCACGACAGCAAGCCGCUGAACGUCGCCGAAAGUACUCAAACUUCCAGGCUCGGGUAGAAACCGAGCCUGAGCCGGAAGACGUCAUCAAGCGAGGAGAAAGUCCAAAUGAUUCGAGGAUCCGUAUUGACUCGAGCGAUGAGGGCGAGCAAAGAUCAACUCUCCGUCCCUCUCACAGCAAACAGAUUCCCAGCCGUAUCCACACCAGCAGCCUCUCCUCUCAAUAUCCCCCUAAUUUGACUAAUCAUGAGAGCCGACCAUACCCAACCGGCAGCUACCCACCUCCUGCUCAUCCCCUUCCCCGUGCACCACCGCAUUUCUCAGGACCACCGUCAUCUCACGCACAGACAAAAUCAGCUCAAGCAUAUUCCCAGGGCGCACCACAGCAACCUUAUAAUCCUUACAAUACCCAACCCUACGCCUCAACCCCUCGAUCAAUCCCAGUAAACAAACAGGCCGGUCCCUCACCCUACCCAUCCUCUCGAGGCCACUCUCCAAAUCAAGUCUAUUUCGGACCCACGUGGGGCCAGCCCCACGCCCCAUACCAACUACGUCGGCCCCAUCCAUCACUCUACACACUCUCAACAUCGACGCCCGAAAUGGGGUUCCAACCCCCAUCACCUCACUCCCGACACCGAUCUCCAACCCGCUCGCGCCACUACUCUUCGCGUAGCUCCCGUGAUUCCCAUGAUUCCCACGACUCCAGAGAGCCACGGGAGGAGGCCAAGGAGCGCCGGAAAGACUUGACAAAGAAAGCUACCAGGGGUUUAGCCGGUAUUGGUGCUAUCGCUGGAUUCUUAGAUGCGUUGGAGGCAUUCAGCCUAAGCUGA